AAUCUUGUACACUUUUCGCUUUGUCUAUGUUUGUUGGUUUGCUGCGCAGUGCGCACCGAAAAGUCAUCAUUCACGUACCGCUGCAGAUCAAGCAUUUAACGCGAACGGUCGUCAAAGUAGUAGAAAAGCCGGUAGUCAAACAAUUCAAACACGACGGCGAAAUAAUUCAUCACCAUCGUCAUUUCGGCCACGUCGAGCACGACCACAGUCACAAUAUUCACGGUCCAAAGUCGCCGCACGAGCACGAGCACGAGCAACAGCAUCAAAUGGACGGCGAAAAUUUCGCGAAGCGUCGUACGCCGCCGCCGCCGCCGCCGCCGCCGCUACCGCAGGUCAGCAGCGCCGGAAUGACGGCCAAGCUAUGGCAGCCGGCCGCCUCUGCCAUCAAACAAAUCGUCGGCAUCACCGGUAAGGCUGAUCGACUGGCCAAAAACGCGGCAUUUUACAGGGCGUCGCCGUCGCCGUCGCCGUCGCCGUCAACGGCUACCAAUUACGACAGCGAGAAAAUGCUGAAAUCACCGCAAUACCGACGGCAACAUCGUCAUCACCAGCACCACCAGCACCACCACCGCCGUCAACGCCAUCCUUCGCGUAAUAAUCGUAAUUUUCAUCUACCACCGCAGCGGCCAUCGUCGUCCUCGUACGUUCGCGUAUUAUUUCAUUCGAUGGAGCAAUGACAGCGGCCGCAAUACCACUCUUCACACGUACGCGUAUAUAAUUACUCGUAGUAUUGUAGUACCGGAGCUCGCGGCCAAAAUGUCAGCCUUUUGAAGACUCGCCAGCGCUAUACGUAGGAGUCCUAAAACUUUGCGAGCUCUAUUGUUAUCCGCACAAUACCUACAGUCCUACAGGGUGUCCAAUAAUAUCGGGCAUAGCUGGCGAGAAUCGAAAUACGAGUACGAGUACGUAUAUUGAUUCGACGCUGCCCGCUGCCCGCUGCCAAAUGAUGCAAAUUCUCGCUAGCUUCGCCAUCGGCCAUGCCCAAUAUUAUCGGGUACCCUGUAGAUAGUAGACUCGAAGCAGCCGCAGCUGCAGGUAGAUUGGUUUGAUAUGUAGGAUAGGGCAGUGCGAUGGGCGUGACGACUUUAAGCGAGAAGAUGAUGAUGCGCAUUGCGCAACCGCGCGUGCAAUUUGCAAUUUUUCCCUACAUUCUUUCUUCUCGUACCAUUACCCUAGAGUGAAGAAUUUUUCGCACGGCCACAAAUGCCGAAUGCCGAAUGCCGAAUGCGCAGUGCGCACCCACUGCAGCGAGCGUACAGUGCGAGUAUAAACAAAUAGGUACCUCCCUACCGGCCACAAAUAUCUAAUAGACAGAAUAUUUAUGUCUGUAACAGCUUUUCAGCUAUUCAGUCAUUCCGCUAUUCAUUCGCUAUCUUUCAGAUAUUCGGAAAAGUUGUUAAAUAUUCCAUCUGCAAAAUAUUGAAUGGAAUAUCAAGCAACGUAUAAUAGUUAGCUAUAAGCCCAAAUUUUCAAUAUCUAUUGGAAACAAAUUUUAGAUAGCUAAAAUAUAUCGUCACCAGAUAUUAAAUAACCAAACAAAAAUUUACAGCUACUAGAUGUCUAAUAGAUAUACAGCAAACUAAAUGAAUUAUAAAACUUGAACAAGAACUUUAGUAUUGCUCCAGUUGUCAUGAUAGAAGGGAGAGUGUGCAUCGGAAAUAAGUAUUUUCGUUAUUUUAUACUUGAAAAUGGCCGCAAUUGCAAUAAAUUACAAUUAAUUGAGUUCUUAAAUUACAUUUAAAGUUGAUAUUUCUUCAAUUUCGCUUUUUGAUAAGAAAAUAUGUAUCGUAAAACGUGUUUAUUUGUGUUAAAUGUAAAGAAAACUCGAAGUGUUCAAAAAGUAAUAAUAAGUGACAAACUCCAAGUAAUUCAGGUUCAAUUUGAGAAGAAUUCGCGGAAAAUAAUGGAAAAAUUGAGUCAGCAGCAUGUUCAUCUUACGUAGUAAGUAGAUUUAUAACUGACAUGAAAUUAUGAAACCCAUGAUUAGGUAGAAAUAGUUUAUGAAAUAUAUGAUAAUAUGUAAGUAUAGAUCCGUAUAGUACCUACCUACCUACCUACCUACCUACCUAACCAUGAACUUCUUAUUUUCAUGUUAAUUAUAUUAAUACUAACUUACUGAUAAAGUGAAUAUGCUGCUGACACCAUUUUGCUAUUAUUUCCGCAAAUUCUUCUCCAAUUAAGUAUACCUGAAUAAUGUAAAACUUUGCCAUAUUAUAAUAUUGCCUAUUACUUUUAGAACACUUUGAGUUUUCUUUAAAUUUACUUUUUACUCAAAUAAACGAGUUGCAGAUCUUUAAAAGCACUUUCAUUUUGCAGGGCGAAUUUCAGUCAUUUUAAUAGCUGAGAAGCAUCCAAUAGAUAUCUGUAAAACAUUAUGGCUGCAAGGCAUUGGAGAAUAGAUAUCUAUUCU
Messenger RNA from Planococcus citri (citrus mealybug), 2410 nucleotides. RefSeq names its product protein tweety-like. The transcript has a single exon. Bases 27 to 677 code for a protein of 216 amino acids. The record is from RefSeq and is a predicted model, not a curated record. NCBI's taxonomy places the organism in Eukaryota, Metazoa, Arthropoda, Insecta, Hemiptera, Pseudococcidae.